Paramecium tetraurelia is the source of this 977-nucleotide messenger RNA. RefSeq lists its product as uncharacterized. The record is from RefSeq and is a predicted model, not a curated record. Lineage: Eukaryota; Ciliophora; Oligohymenophorea; Peniculida; Parameciidae. Gene Ontology annotation, molecular function: ubiquitin-protein transferase activity. Gene Ontology annotation, cellular component: BRCA1-A complex; BRCA1-BARD1 complex; plasma membrane. Gene Ontology annotation, biological process: double-strand break repair via homologous recombination; negative regulation of fatty acid biosynthetic process; positive regulation of transcription by RNA polymerase II. The transcript has 3 exons.
AUGAAAUAUUAUUUUAAUUAACUUCAUUCACAAUUAUAUUAUUUUAUGCUGAUUGAAAAUUUAGCAAAUGAACUAUAAUGCUCAAUUUGCUUAAGUUUAUAUAGUCUUCCAUUUGUUAUUCCCUGUGGACAUAGUUUUUGCCGCGAUUGCAUUCAAAAUUAUGGCAAAUCAACUAAAUCUGCCAAAUGCCCUCUAUGCAAGUAACCUUUCAAUCUUGCCAAAAUCAAUCUUAACAUAUCACUUUAAGCUGUAUUGAAUGUAAUCGAUCAAGACAACACAAAAGUGAAAGGAGAUCUCAGCAGAUAAAAGUCAAAAUCUACUAAUUUUUUUAUUUGCACUUCAAAUUUAUCAGAUGAAUAGAAAGAAUGCAUUGAAAGAUUUCAGAAACACUUCAAAAUAAAAUCCAAUUCAAACAUCAAUUCCAAGAUUACUCACUUGAUUUCAGGCCCUGACAACCCAAACAAACCUUUUAUAGCCAGAAGAACCUUAAAGUACUUGGAAGCACUGGCUCGCGGAAUUUGGAUUGUUAAUAUAGAUUGGGUUAUAGAAAGUCUCAAAUGCGAUAAGAUCUUAAGCGAAGAUGAUUUCGAAAUCAGGGGAGACGAAUUUCCAACACUCACUCCGAAAAUAUCAAGAACUAGAGGUGGAAUGUAUGAUUUCCUGAGGAAUUACGAAUUCACUAUUGAAGUUGGAAAUGUUAACAAGACCAUAAUAAAUCAGGAAUACGUCGAAACCUUAAUAUUACUGUGCGGUGGCAACAUCGUAAAUCAAAAGGAGAAGACUCAAAAUACUAUUAUAAUUAAAAUAGUUUAAGACCCUCAAAUGAAUCAUACUCGAAUCGAGUGUAUUCCAAUGAUUGUCAAUUAAAAAUGGUUGUUUGAUAGUAUCAGCAAAUUCAACAUGCAAAACUAUUUUGGCUAUUUAAUAAGUAAUUGAUCCUAAUUAAUAAAAUUUCCGUUUUUAUUGUAUUAUAAAUA